CACCACCUUGUCGCACGGUUCGCGCGGCCAACUGUCAGGAUGUACCACCUCAUGAAAGGUCUCUACCUAUAUGCGACCAGCAAAGAAGAAUACUCCAUCCUUCUCCUUGGUCUUGACAACGCUGGCAAGACGACGCUCCUCGAACAGAUCAAAGCAAUCUUCUCCGCAUCCUUACAUCCCAAUCUGAAAACCGUACCUACCGUCGGGCAGAACGUCUCGACAAUCACCCUCCCUGAUCUUUAUCUCAAGAUCUGGGACGUCGGCGGACAGCACUCUCUGCGCGGCCUGUGGCAAAGUUACUACGCAUCAUGUCAUGCCAUAGUCUUCGUGAUCGAUAGCAGCGACGUCGGUGACGCCGACCUUGCCAAACUCGCAGAGAUACGACCAGACGAGGAGGUCGAUGGUCGCCUUCAGGAGUGCAGGAUGGUACUAGAGGACGUACUACAGAAUGAAGAUACCGAAGGGGUGCCGCUAUUAGUGCUGGCGAACAAGCAGGAUCGUGAGGAUUGCGUCGAAGUGGUGAGGAUAAAGGAGGGAUUGGUUAGGAAGGUCUUUGAGGGCGAAAAAGGAGGCAGUGUCCGGGACAGUCGCGUGCUACCUUGCAGCGCUCUGACAGGCACCGGUGUUAAAGAGGCAGUGGAUUGGUUGUGUAGCAGAGUGAAGUGGAAUAAGGAGGCCAGGCCACCCGUCAUGAGGUGAAGCUCGUUGCAGAUCGGAAGAGCAGCCGGCAUUGAACAGCUGGCUUUUAAGGACUUUGCACCGUUCAAGGUCAUUGCAUUGGGUUUUGGCGUUCGGGGCAAAGGUAGGGUAGCGGGCGUGAUUAUUCGGGUCGUUUACUGAUUAUUUAUCCUCAAUUGGCAUGCAAAGGCGUCAAGACAGAGGCAGAGCAACUUUUGGAUUGCAUUUAUUGCUCUAGAUACCCAGGAGGUUUUAUCAAAGUAUCACCGAAUUGAAGGUCUUUUGCUGAAGGGGUUUCUGCUU
Molecule: messenger RNA, 981 nt
Organism: Aplosporella prunicola CBS 121167
Lineage: Eukaryota; Fungi; Ascomycota; Dothideomycetes; Botryosphaeriales; Aplosporellaceae
Exons: 2
Coding region: 40-699 (219 amino acids)
Biological process (GO): intracellular protein transport; Golgi to plasma membrane protein transport; protein localization to organelle
Cellular component (GO): Golgi apparatus
Molecular function (GO): GTPase activity; GTP binding
Source: RefSeq, a predicted model, not a curated record